Molecule: messenger RNA, 1023 nt
Organism: Clupea harengus (Atlantic herring)
Lineage: Eukaryota; Metazoa; Chordata; Actinopteri; Clupeiformes; Clupeidae
Gene: dpcd
Product: deleted in primary ciliary dyskinesia homolog (mouse)
Source: RefSeq, a predicted model, not a curated record
GUUACAAUAAGGUUUUGAAGAAGUUGUUGCCAUAGAAACCAGUUUAGUUUGAGGAAUCUGAGACCUUCGUCAUGGCUGUGCAGAGCUGGAUAGAUCAACUAAAAGCAUCGAAGAAAACCGCAAUAAUAAGCGAUGGUAAAAGGAAAGUUCAUUACUUGUUUAGUGAUGUGAAAGAGAUGGCAGAGGAAUAUGACAUGAAAACCGACGAGCUCAUACUCAGAAAGUGGCGCGCGAAAACUACCCUAGGAGGAAGUGGAGCAUGGCAAGUCGAGGUUGGCAACCCUCAGCCUUCACCACUUCCAGUGGAGCAAGAUUCUAUCAAGGAAAACAGCUCCAAUCCUGUGUUCCUGCGCAACGACACAAAAACUAGUUUUCAGUGGAGAGUCCGAAACCUUCCAUACCCCAAAGAGGUCUACAGCCUGACUAUAGAGCCUGUGGAGCGGGUCUGCAUAAUAAGAACAUCCAACAAAAAGUACUACAAGAAGUUCACCAUUCCAGAUUUAGACCGCUGCCAGCUGCCUCUUGAGGACUCGGCCAUCAGCCACACUCAUGCCAACAACACUUUGAUCAUCAGUUACAAGAAGCCCAAGGAGUUGUUGAGCCUCGAGCAGGAGAUGAUGAGAGAACUGAAGAAGCUGAAGGGAUCGAACGAAGGAGACAUCGACUGUAAAACCCAGUGAGGAAUCGGGGACCAUCCUCUUACUUCACCUCACAGGUUUGGUACCCAAGAGAAGAUCCCUGGCCCACUUUGUGUACCGGUAAUACAUAGAGGACUUCCAAAUCAACAUUUCUAUGGGGGGGAUACUGGAAUAUUUCAGAAGUACCAGAAGAAAAAUGUAAGAUAAAUAUUUCAAUGGUCCGAUGCUGGAUAUAUGACGUAAUUAACAGAUUGAUGUGAAAGACGUAUUUGUUCAGUCAAUUAUUGCUUGAACUGAAUUAUUGGCCUUAACAAGUAAGACGAUUGGUGUGCAUAAUCAAUAUGUGUCAACGUAUUUUUUUCAAUAAAACUGUACCUUAUCCAAA